Messenger RNA from Cuscuta campestris, 1558 nucleotides. The record is from the annotation of a GenBank genome assembly. Lineage: Eukaryota; Viridiplantae; Streptophyta; Magnoliopsida; Solanales; Convolvulaceae.
CAAAGAUCCGUGUCUCUCUUCUCUGCUGCGUUAAUCAUCACCGAGAGAAAAAAAAAAAAUUCGGCACUGCCGAUCUCUUCUCUUCUGUUCGAGCCGUGCAUAAGCCAUGGCUCCUGUAUCCUCUGAUCCCAUGGAUCAUCUUCCUACGGGUCUCAAGUUGUUUGUCCGGAAUCUUCAAUCCCUAACCCCGGUCAAGCUUGAUGACACAAAUUAUCCCUCCUGGUCUGCCACCGUUCGUGCAAAUCUUCUUGCCCAUCGCUUACUCGGUUAUGUUGAUGGAUCUGAAACCUCUCCACCGGCUCUUAUUCUUGAUGAGAAGGCUACUGCGCCGGGCAAGGAUGCACCCCCGGUUAUGAAAUCCAAUCCAGCCUAUGAAUCAUGGCUUAUCGUCGACGCUCAGAUUCGGGCCUGUCUUCUUGAAAUUGUUUCACCCACGGUUCAGACUCAUAUUCAUGCUCUUCCCACAUCUGCUGCAAUCUGGAAUCAUCUUGAACAACGGUACAAUUCUCUUUCACGCACUCAUAUUUUUCAACUGAAGGAGCGCCUGCACGGUGUGACUAAGGGUACCGACUCCAUGCAAACGUACUUGGACACUGUUCUCACCAUUGUGUCGUCUCUCAAAUUGGCUCAUGAAGAUAUCUCUGAACAAGAUAUUAUUCUUUGUGUUCUACGAGGUCUACCGGCCGACUAUGCCUCCCUCAAGCAAAAUAUUCGUACCAAUAUUGCCACCGUCACCUUUAAUCAGGUCUCCUCUUGGUUGCUGUCUGAAGAAUUGAAUUUAUCUUUUGAGAAAAAAUUGUCUCUUGGUGACUCCGGCUCUACUUCGUCUGCUGACAUUCAUAAUGCUCUCUACACCAACACCGGACGAGGCAAUGGUCGGGGUCGUGGCCGUGGACCACAACGAGGCCGAGGAGGGCCUUACCGUGGCAGUCAGCCCGGCGGCAGAGGCGGCCGGCAGCCGCAGUACCGCGACGACGCACGCGGCAGAGGAGGUGGCCGGGGGUCCGUCACGUGCCAACUUUGUGGGAAGCCUGGCCAUGCGGUCUGGAAUUGUUGGCACCACUACGAUGAAUCAUAUGCUGGUCCUCCGCAGGCGUUCUAUGCAAAUCAAUCUGCUGAAUCUAGUUCGAACUGGCAUCUGGACACUGGCGCAAACACCCAUGUCACGCCUGAUCUGUCUCGGCUGCAUACUUUGACUCCGUACCAUGGCACCAAUUCCAUCACAACUGCAGGAGGUAACACCUAUCCCAUUGAUCAUACAGGCUCAGGAUUUUACGAUUCGGGACAAUCUCACCAACCAAGUUCUUUUCAAGGGCCCUUGUGAGCGUGGUUUGUACUCCAUACCGGCAUCUCCCUCGUCUCUGGUGGUCAACUCUGUCAAAGUCACUCCGUUUCAAUGGCACUGUCGUCUUGGUCAUCCCUCAGUUUCAGUCACUAAGUCUUUAUUGUCUCAAUUGGGUUUUAAAUUUCAGCAUCUUGAUCACUGUAAUUCUUGUUCUAUUGCUAAGUCUCAUAAACUCCCCUUCCCUGUGUCUGAAACUAAAACUUCUGCUCCUUU